UGUAAGUUAUUUUUGAUUUUAAUCGUUUGAAUUUUUUGUUUCAUUUUGAAAACUUAUUUUAAAUAAAUUUUAUAGUUGUUUGUGUAUUAUCUAUAAUUUGGUGGUAUAAACAAAAUCGCUUAAUUCUCAGAAAUUAGUAAGUUCAAAAAUCUCUGUUCUGAUAAUGCUGCCAAAGAAUUGCAUAAAAAUUUACAUUGACUGGGGGCUAUCAUCAAACAUUUAUUUCUUUUGUUUUGAAUUUGUGGUUCAGACAGAAUAGACAUGUUAUCAUUUUAAUGAAGGAAAUGGUGUCACAUAUGUUUAUUUAUUUUUCAGAUAGAAUGGCAGAGAUUAUGAAGAAAGAAGUAUAUGUCAAGGAAUCUGAGAUAACCUCAACUGUAGAGGAUAAAUGUUUUAAUAUACCUGAAGAAGAUAUAAAGCUGGAAAAUACAGAUAUAAAAGGAGUACACGUGGAUCAGAAAUUUGAUCCUCUGCAAUCUGAACCAAAGAAAUUCAAGAGGGGUAAUGAUGGAUAUCCAUGUAAUGAAUGUGAGUACGUAGCUUCACGAGCUGAUCAUUUAAAGAGACAUGUUGAAAAUAAGCACAAAAGAAUAAGAUAUGCUUGUGAUAAAUGUGAGUACGUAGCUUCACGAGCUGAUCAUUUAAAAAGAAAUGUUGAAAAUAAGCACAUAAGAAUAAGAUAUGCUUCUGAUGAAUGGGAGUAUGUUGCUACCAGAGCAGACAAUUUAAAGGUUCAUGUUGAAAGUAAACAUGGAGGAGGGAGAUAUCCUUGUUCUCAAUGUAAGUAUGCUGCGACUACAGCAAGUAAUCUGAAGAGACAUGUUGAAAAUAAACAUGAAGGAGUAAGAUAUCCUUGUUCUCACUGUGAGUAUGUUGCAACUCAGCAAAGUAACCUGAAAAUUCAUGUUGAAAAUAAACAUGAAGGGGUAAGAUAUCCUUGUUCUCAAUGUAAGUAUGCUGCAACUACAGCAGGUUACCUGAAGAUUCAUUUAAAAAAUAAACACGAAGGAGUGAGAUAUCCUUGUUCUCAAUGUGAGUAUGCCGCAACUGAAGCAAGUAAGCUGAAGAGACAUGUUGAAAGUAAACAUGAAGGAGUAAGAUAUCCUUGUCCUGAAUGUAAAUAUGCUGCAACUCAGAAAGGAGCUCUGAAAAAACAUUUAGAAAAUAAACAUAAUUGAGUUCAGAUAUCUCUGUUCUAAUAAUGCUG
This is a messenger RNA of Eurytemora carolleeae, 1207 nucleotides long. RefSeq names its product zinc finger protein 64 homolog, isoforms 1 and 2. Gene Ontology annotation, cellular component: nucleus. The coding region runs from base 276 to 1178 and encodes 300 amino acids. The record is from RefSeq and is a predicted model, not a curated record. Gene Ontology annotation, molecular function: RNA polymerase II transcription regulatory region sequence-specific DNA binding; DNA-binding transcription factor activity, RNA polymerase II-specific. The transcript has 2 exons. Gene Ontology annotation, biological process: regulation of transcription by RNA polymerase II. Lineage: Eukaryota; Metazoa; Arthropoda; Copepoda; Calanoida; Temoridae.